AUGGUCGUGGGGCUGCGCCUCGCCCUGCCCUUUGACGACUUCCUGCACUCCGUGCCGCUCUUCGCCCAGCAGCUCAGUGCGGGGCUGCAUGUGACGCCGCAGCAGGUGCAGGUGUGGGGCGUGGAGUACGACCGUCAGGGCACGGGUUUCCUAGACACCACGUCGUACCUGCUGCCCCUGCACGGCACACAGCUUCCCGCCUCCCUGGUCGCGUCCAUCCGCCGGCGUCUGCUGGGCGGGCAGGUGUGGCUGGACCCCGCCCUGUUCGGCCGCUUCCAGGUGCUCUUCAUCCUCAACCCCGGCGACCACCUCCCCCCGCCCGCCCUGCACCCCGCCUCCGCGCCCGCCCCCCCUCCCCCGCUCUGGCCCGCCUCGUCGGAGGGCUGGGCGCCGCCACAGGCGGGCGGGGGAACGGAGGGGGGCGGCAGCACGGGGCACUCGAUGGCGGCGCUGGAGGUAGCGCUGUUCAUUGUGGCGCCCUGCGUGCUGCUGCUCCUCAUGCUCGCCUCCUGCCUCGCCUGGCUCCUCCUCUACCGCCGCCGCCCCCACCGCUCCGCUGCUGUGGCCGAUGCCGCCACUGUUGCCGCUGCUGCGGGUGCACCGAUGGCAGCAGACGUGGCGGACAAGGAUGGUGGGCUUCCCGUGGAAAAGGGGCUGGAGAGCAUUGCGCCAUCCCAAGCGUGGCCAUCAUCGGCCGCAUUCUGCUCGCCCUCGCCCGACGCCCACGCGGCGCUGCCAUCAUCAUCACUGCCAAGCGAGGUAGCAGGGCUGGGCGUGAGCCUGGGGUUCGCGGGCACGGGCACGGGCCUCAACGCCUCCUCACUCGCCCUGCGCGGACUCGCCACAGCGCCAGCGGGCGCGGUGGUGUUCUCGCUGCUGCAGCUGCGGCGCGCCACCAACGACUUCCACGCAGACAACCUGCUGGGGCAGGGCGGGUUCAGCCGCGUGUACCGCGGCGAGCUGGCGGAUGACACACUCGUUGCUGUCAAGCUGCUGCACUCGCCGGAGGCGCACGGGGACGCAGGGGGCGCGGGGGCGGGGUGGGCGGAGGAGCAGGAGAGGGAGCGGGCGGACGCGGAGUUCAUGAAGGAGGCGCAGGUGCUGAGCUGCCUGCACCACCGCAACCUCGUGAAGCUGCUGGGCAUCUGUGCGGAGGGCGGGCGGCGCUGCCUGGUGUACCAGCUGGCCAGCAACGGCAGCCUCGCGUCGCACCUGCACGGGGUCAUGCGCGACGUGGCGGGCGUGAUGGAGUGGGAGCGGCGCAUGAAGGUGGCGCUGGGUGUGGCGCGCGCGCUGUCGUACCUGCACGACGACGCGAGUCCGCGUGUGGUGCACCGCGAUGUGAAGAGCGCCAAUGUGCUGCUGGACGUGGACUUCUCCCCCCUGCUCUCCGACCUCGGCCUCGCCAAGACCAUGCCCCACGCUGGCCCCACUGCACUGGCGGAGCAGGGAGCGGUGGGAGGAGGGGGACAGGCGUCCAGGAUGAUGGGCACCGUUGGGUACGUGGCACCGGAGGUGGCGCUGACGGGGCAGGUGCUGGUGCGCAGUGACGUGUACAGCUUUGGCGUGGUGCUGCUGGAGCUGCUGUCGGGUCGCAAGCCCAUCGACCACUCGCUGCCGCCGCCCCACCACAGCCUCCUGCACUGGGCCUCGCCGCUGCUGCUCAGCAGCACGGGGGUGAAGCAGGUGGUGGACCCGGCGCUCAAGGGGCGCUACCCCCUGGAGGCGGCCAUGCGGGUGGCGGGCAUCGCCAGCAUGUGCCUGCAGCAGCUCCCCGAAAAUCGCCCCUUCAUGAGCCAAGUCGUGCAGGCGUUGAAGCUAGUGUACAGGGAGGGCAGUGAUGGCAGUAAGAGCGAUGACGACGACGAGUCCUUCGCACAGCCCUCUCACACCUCCCAUCGCACACCUGCGCCUGCAUCCGCUGCCGCCACCAGUGCAGCGAGCGCUGGCCUUGGCGGUGAGAGCGGGCGGGUGAGUGAGAGCGAUGUGACGAGCAUGGGCAUGGACGUGGGCAUGGAGGCGAGUGAGAGCGCCAUGGGCAGUGCCGCCAUGACUCUCUCCCCCUCUGACAGAGGCCUCAUGCCCAGGCUGCUGCGCAUGCGCGUGCACGACCUCGACUACAGUGGGGACAUGGGGCUGCUGUCACAGGGUGAAGGGGAGCCCAGCGCAGUGCAGCCAUCCGCCCCUGCUUUUUCUUCCCUGCUGCCUCGCACCUUUCUCACACUGCUCUCUGCCCCCCAACUGCAAAUGUGCGUGCCGUGCAUGUGUGUGAGCAGUCCCUCGCUGGCACAUGCCCCCGCGCCACCUACUUUCACCUCAGGACCUCCUUGUCGGGGCCGCCUGUUCUCGCAGCCCCACCAGGCACCCCUCCCCACGCACGUGUAUGCUAAAGAUACACUCGAAUUCUCAGGGCUGUUCACCUUCCGAUCGGGUCGCCUCGCCAUGACCACUGCAAGGUGGUUGAAGCACAUCCCAAGGGUUCGCCUCAAGCGUCUAUUGGCUGAUCACGCCUGCUUGCCCGCUUCGAAGCCCAGGCGAGGCACGGCCAUUAAUGGAAACCCACGCUCUCCUCGCUCCCCUGCGCACUCAUCGCCGGGUCUCGUCCCACGCGUGCAGAUCUCGUCGCCAGUAGACCUGCCUGUCACGCCUGCCUCCACUCACCCCUCCGCUCCUCCCUCGUGCCUUUCCGCCAUGGCUGCCUGCCGAACGUGGACCUACCGCCGCCUCGCGGGGCUCGUGUUGCUCGCCGUGUGCUGCCACGUGCACCGCGCGGUCGCCUUGGCGCCCCUGGGCCGCGCGGAGCAGUCGGAGAUGCGCGAGACAGCGCGCUCCAUGUUCUACCACGCGUACGACAACUACAUGCGCUACGCCUUCCCUCACGACGAGCUGAAGCCGCUCUCGCGCUCCUACACCGACUCGCUGGGGGAGCUCGGCAACCUCCAGAUGCAGCACGUAUCGACCAAGUACAAUGGAAGCGCACUCACCCUCAUCGACUCGCUCUCAAGUCUGGCGGUGCUGGGCAACGUGAGUGAGUUCCAGCGGGCGGUGCGCUGGCUGGCGGCAUCGCUCUCCUUCCAUGCCGACGUGCGCGUCAACACCUUCGAGUGCAACAUCCGGCUGCUGGGCGGGCUGCUCUCCGGCCAUCUGCUCGCCCAGCACCACUCCCUGCUCCUCCACCCCCCGCCGCCCCCCACCUCGCCCUCCGGUCGGGGCACAGCUGACAGCAGGGAGGGAAGAGAGGGGCAGAUGGAGCAGGAGCAUGGACCGCGGACACACAGGGGAGAACGCGCAGCUGCAGAGGGGCAGGGUACAGGGGCCGCAGCAGGGGACGAGCAGGAAGGGGAGCGGAGGAGUAUGGGUGAGGAGGGAGAGGGGUUGAGGGCGGGAGUGGAGGCAGGGGGGGGCGAGGGGGAGGGGGAGACAGGGGCGUGGUACCGGGGCGAGCUGCUGGUGCUGGCGGAGCAGCUGGGGCGGCGCCUCAUGCCCGCGUUCAACACACCAACUGGCAUUCCCUACGCCUGGAUCAACCUCAAGUACGGGGUGAGGCCGGGUGAGACCACGGAGACCAGCACGUCUGGCUGUGGCUCGCUCAUCCUGGAGUUUGGGCUGCUGUCGCGCCUGACGGGCGACCCGUGUUUUGAGCGGGCAGCGCAGGGGGCGCUGAGGCGCGUGUGGGGCAUGCGGUCAGCAGUGGACCUGGUGGGGACCACGCUGGACGUGGCGAGUGGGCAGUGGGUAGAGGGCAACACGGGCAUCGGAGCAGGAGUGGACUCCUUCUACGAGUACCUGCUCAAGGCCUACGUGCUCUUUGGCGACCCCGACUACUGGCACAUGUUCCAGGCCGCCUACACCGCCACCCAGCGCUACCUGCGCACGCCGCACCCCUCCUCCUGGUACCAUGAUGCGCACAUGCACACGGGCAGCCCCACCUAUCGCCAGUUCGCCAGCCUGCAGGCCUUCUGGCCCGCCCUGCAGGUGCUGGCUGGUGACGUGGCAGCAGCCAAUGCGACGCACCGGCAGUUCUUCUCAGUGUGGGAGAAGUUCGGCCUGCUGCCUGAACGGUAUCUGUUUGACAUGGGGGUACCGCACCCCACGGAGCGCUACUACCCUCUCAGGCCCGAGCUCGCUGAGUCCACCUUCGCCCUCUACCACGCCACCAAAGACCCAUGGUACCAGCGGGUGGGGCAGACGAUGCUGCGCGACUUGAAUCGGCGCACGAGGGUGGCGGGGGGCUAUGCGAGUGUGAGGGACGUCACCACGGGCGAGCUGGAGGACCACCAGCACUCCUUCUUCCUUGCUGAGACGUGCAAGUACCUAUACCUGCUGUUUGACGAGUCAGCACUGGAGCGCGGCAACAUCCACAACUACAUCUUCUCCACCGAGGGCCACAUCCUGCCCGUGCUGCCGCAGUGGCACCACUCUCCUCCUCAUCAUCAGACAUCCCCCGAAGGACAAACUUCAGUAUGA
This is a messenger RNA of Closterium sp. Yama58-4, 4467 nucleotides long. Lineage: Eukaryota; Viridiplantae; Streptophyta; Zygnematophyceae; Desmidiales; Closteriaceae. The record is from the annotation of a GenBank genome assembly.